AUGGCCGGGCUACUUGAGGCCAGUGAACAGAAUAAACGGGCAUACGACAGGUUUCUGCAGCUGUGGAACAACGAGCGCUAUAGUCCCAUCGUUCUUCCGCGCGAGCAAGAGGUGCUUGAUACAGUUAAGGAAUACCUGUCGAAAUCUCAAGACAGAAUAGCAAUGUAUGACAAGGUUCAUAGAGACAUGGUUCACCUACACAUGGAGCGGCUACGCUUCAUUUUCGAAGACUAUGUGCGUCUACGGCUUUCAAAGCUCAGCGAUAAGCCAUUUCUAUAUAUGCAGACGGAGCUACAAAAGUACCUCACUGAAAAUGAGCAGGAUGCCGCCAGAGCCUUUCUUGAGUUGUCGCACCAGUUGCUCAAUACAACCAUUUUUCAACCCAUUAAAGCCAUACUGUCCAACCAUGCAACAGAAUUGGACCCAGAAGCCUCCUUCCAAAAGGAGCUCCGCGAAACCCUUAGUCGACAGCUUAUCCUUCUCCGUAGCAAGGUUGUGGUUGUACGCUUUCUCCAAGCUACCACUAUCACAUCUUUCGAUACAGAGACUGUUGUGGCGGUAGAUGAUCAACUCGCAGUCCACUUCGAUGCCGUUGAGGACCAUGUAAUCAAAGGAUCUGCUGUGCUCGUAGGGUGA
This is a messenger RNA of Giardia duodenalis, 636 nucleotides long. RefSeq lists its product as uncharacterized. NCBI's taxonomy places the organism in Eukaryota, Fornicata, Diplomonadida, Hexamitidae. Gene Ontology annotation, biological process: double-strand break repair via break-induced replication; DNA-templated DNA replication. The record is from RefSeq and is a predicted model, not a curated record. The transcript has a single exon. Gene Ontology annotation, cellular component: GINS complex. The coding region runs from base 1 to 636 and encodes 211 amino acids.